UUCAAUGUCACUGUCAGCUUGUGACAGUCUUGCUUAGGAAACUCAAGGAAAUUUCAAUUCCAAAGUUUUCACAAUUACAUAACGCUCAUACCCGAUAAUGGCAUCAAACAUCGCCAAGCGAAGCUUGUUCAGGGCAAUUGGGACCAGAGGCUAUGCCCAAUUGUCCCCAGUAAGCGGCACAACCAGCUACGACGUGAAAACCAGCCUGCUGUCCAACAAGCUCGUUGUGGUGGCAGCGGAAAACGAGUCGCCCAUUGCCAGAGUUUCCAUAGUCUUCAGGGCUGGCGCUCGAAACGAAACAGCUGAAAAUGUGGGUGUCACUCAUGUUCUGAGGGUGGCAGCCGGUUUGUCCACUCGAAACAAGAGCCAGUUCGCUAUUGUUCGCAAUAUCCAGCAAGUGGGGGCAAAUCUGAUUGCCACUGCUGAUCGCGAAACAAUUUCAUACACUUUGGAGGGCACCAGACAGGCUGUCGAACAGGCUUUGCCUUUCUUGGCCGAAGUGGCCACUCAACAGGUGUUCAAACCCUGGGAAGUGGUCGAACUUAGCGAUCGCCUCAAGCUUGAAUUGGCUGUACGCCCGUUACAGGUGAGGGCAGUGGAUCUGCUCCACAAGGCCGCAUUCCGCACCGGUCUUGGCAACUCCCUGUUUGUUCCAAAGUUCCAAAUUGGGAAAAUUUCCUCAGAAACAUUGCAGCAUUAUGUCGCCUCAAACUUCGUUUCGGGUCGCAGCGCCGUUGUUGGACUCGGCCUGGAUGAAGCCAAAGUGAAGCAGCUGGCGCAGUCUUUGAGCUUGAGCGACAACGAUGGCGUGAACAAUGCCAGCCCUUAUAAAGGCGGCGAAAUUAGGUCAGACAAAGGAGGCGACUUUGCUUUCGUUGCAAUUGCCGGAGAGGGAGCACCGGUGACAAACGCCAAGGAAGCUGUGGCUGCCGCUGUUCUACAACGGGCUCUUGGCGUAGGUCCACAAAUCAAAUGGAGUACGAGCGACAACGGCAUCCUGAGCAAAGCAAUUGCUGGAGCAUCCAGUGAGCCGUUUGCUUCCUCUGCCAUUAAUGCCAACUACUCAGACACUGGAUUGGUGGGCGUUUUGCUUGCGGCCCCCGCCAGAUCAGCAGGAAAACUAGUUGAAGGUGCCGUGAAAGUACUGAAGAGUGGAAGCGUGUCCGAUGCAGAUGUGGCUCGCGGAAAGGCCCAACUGAAAGCCUCUGUUCUUCUGGAGUUGGAAAGCGGUUCCAGAGCUGUUCAGCUCUUGGGAACUCAAGCUGUCUUAACCGGAGCUGCUAUAUCUCCUUGUGAGCUGGCAAGCGCCAUUGACUCAGUCACCACUGGGGAUGUGCGCAACGCUCUCCAGAAAGCUGGCAAAAAGCUCACUAUUGCCGCAGUAGGCAAUCUGUCCACCGUACCUUAUGCUGACGAAUUGAAAUAAACCUGAAUACGUAGGUGUCUAUACCACAGUAUAGUCGCAAAGUAUUUAAGCUUUUUGUUACUUUCAACCAGUUCUAACUAAAUGGAAGGUGUAGAUGGAUUUUUUAAAGGAGGCUUGAGGAAGGCUUGCAAUUAAUCUAAGGAUAGACCAAUAGAACCAAUAUAUGGCCGUACGAGCUUCUUACAAAGCCGCAACAACUAUUAUACUGACCAGAAGAAUAAUUAUCACAAUCCAGUACC
Molecule: messenger RNA, 1665 nt
Organism: Dendroctonus ponderosae (mountain pine beetle)
Lineage: Eukaryota; Metazoa; Arthropoda; Insecta; Coleoptera; Curculionidae
Gene: UQCR-C2
Product: cytochrome b-c1 complex subunit 2, mitochondrial
Exons: 9
Coding region: 98-1426 (442 amino acids)
Cellular component (GO): mitochondrion
Molecular function (GO): metal ion binding
Source: RefSeq, a predicted model, not a curated record